Messenger RNA from Durusdinium trenchii, 973 nucleotides. Lineage: Eukaryota; Dinophyceae; Suessiales; Symbiodiniaceae. The record is from the annotation of a GenBank genome assembly.
AUGAAGGGACAGCUCCACACAAAGCUGGCCCAUGAAAGAGCGUUGGCCAAGGUCUCUGCUCCGCUUCAAGUUGUCGAGGACUUGGUGGUGUGUCGUGGUGUAUGCUUUGACGACGAUGGCAUUGGUGUGCUAGUGCAUUACAAGGAGCACUGCAAAACAUGGAUGAGUUGGCGUUGCCAAAACCCAGAGCUGAGAAAACAUAGCAUUCACUUUUCAGAUGACGCUGCUAGCUUCACUGUCACACAUGGAGACUGCGAAGCCAAAUGCACGCGCGUUGCAGGCCGGCGUGACAUGUGCUCGAAAUGCUUGUCUCUUCUUCCAAUCCUCAGGCUGUCCAUCGUGAAGACUGCGUUGAAGGACUUUGGUGCUCGCUUGCUCUUUGCCCAAAUGUACCAAAGCGAAGAAGAGCAGCAGAAGCUCGUCUAUCACAUGAAGGAGGGUGUUCUGUGUGAGUGCCACUCCGUUCGCUUUGAGAAGCUGCUCAAAAUGCAGGCUCAUCAGCUUCAAGCCUGGGUCCGCUCCAGCUUCCUGAGCAUCCGGCAUGCGCAGUUCGACAGGUUCUUGGCGAACCCAGACUUUACCGAGCUCCAGAAAGUGAACCUGUCCAUAGCGCAAGCGUUGCUGUCAGGACGCAUGGACGGGAAUCUGUUGCUCACAGGCCUUGCUUUGACUGCCCUUCGGCGUAUGGAGAAUGAAGAAGCCGGAAUCACAGGAGCAGAACAGACUCGUUCUCGCAUCCGCGCAUCUUCUUGCAUGGCCUCGCAGACAGCCAGGGAUCUUGCUCGCGAGGCGGGCAAAAUGCUCAGCUUGGCGGGAGGAAACAAGAAGCUACUCAGCAUGUUCGGCGCUGAUACCAAACCUUUCAGAUCUACGAACUACUAUGCUGAGCUGGAGUCAGCGUCGUUGCCAGUACCAUUCCUUUCCAUUGCCAAGCCCGAGGAUCUCCAGCAAAACAUGAGGCUCAUAGACGAGC